CCCCGACAAAACCGAGCUCGCGGCCAUUUUUUGUGACGCAUCAACACAAUUCGCUUUGGCUGCCUCCUACGCCGAUUCGCCGCUCAUUGCUGCUAUUAAUUGCUCGCCUGGUGCAGCACCUCGUGAUCAAAGCCGUGUCUGCCUGCUAGCCGCGCCUCCACCACCACCACGACCAACUUCCGGCUGCCCCUCCAUUAGUCCGCCGCUCUCCAGCUUCGACAAACAGUAAACGGAAACGUUGCGACAACUUUGAACAAUCCUCGCCAAUUAUGGAGUUCAACAGCUCCUCGCCUUACCCAGAAGGGGUCAUCUCCUUCCUGGACACAGACUUGUACAAGCUGACUAUGCAAUGCGCCGUCUUCAAGUUCUUCAAGGACGUGCCCGUUACCUACGCAUUCACAAACCGCACCCCCGAAAAGAGACUCUCGAGGGCUGCAUUCAACUGGCUCAACGAUCAAAUACAGAAGCUAGGAAACAUUUCCCUCUCUGACGAGGAGGGCCAGUUCCUCGAAUCGAAGUGCCUAUAUCUUACCCCAGAAUAUCUGGACUUUCUCCGCAAUUUUCGACUCAACCCUCGCGACCAGAUUGACAUCCAAUUCCAUCAUGCCGAGGGCGAGGCCGGUGCCGACUCGGAGCUCGGCGACGUGGCGCUAAGCAUCAAGGGUACAUGGGCCGAGACGAUCCUGUACGAAAUCCCCAUUCUCGCCCUCACUUCCGAAGCCUAUUUUCGAUUUAUGGAUACCGACUGGAAUUACGAUGGUCAAGAGGAAAAAGCGUACGAAAAGGGUAUGAGACUACUAGAAGCCGGCUGCAUCACCUCCGAGUUUGGCACACGCAGAAGACGCGACUACCACACCCAAGCUCUCGUCUUUCGCGGCCUGGUACGAGCAUCCAAGGACGCAGAAGCCAAUGGCUUCCCUGGAAAGCUGUCCGGCACCAGCAAUGUUCAUCUGGCAAUGCGCUUCAACAUGUCACCUGUGGGCACCGUCGCUCACGAGUGGUUCAUGGGCACCGCUGCCAUCUUCGACGACUACAAAAAGGCCACAGAGGAAGCGCUGCACCACUGGGUCAACUGCUUCGGCUCCAAUCUCUCCAUUGCCUUGACCGACACCUUUGGAACACCCGAAUUCCUCAAGUCAUUCAGCCUUCCAGUACGACCUCUUGAAGGCGUCCCCGUAAAGGACGAAUUUAAAAAGCCAGAUGGCUCGCUAAAGAGCUAUGCCGAGCUCUUCAAUGGUAUUCGACAGGACUCGGGAGACCCAGUCACCUAUGCUAAAUCUAUUCGCCAAUACUAUGACGAGCAAGGCAUCAAGGACAAGAAGGUGAUUGUGUUUUCAGACUCCCUCGACAUCGACAAGUGUAUAUUGUACAAGAAGGCUGCCGAUGAGCUCAAUCUUCAGCCAACAUUCGGCGUGGGAACCUUUUUAACCAAUGAUUUUGUACACACCAGGACGGGCACUAAAUCGACACCAAUGAAUAUUGUCAUCAAGCUAAGCUCGGCAGCUGGCAGACCGGCAAUUAAGAUUAGUGAUAACAUUGGCAAGAACAUGGGACCCAAGGAACUGGUUAACAAAGUCAAGGAAGAACUCGGCUAUGUGGAGCAUGAGUGGAAAGAAGGUGACGAGACAUCACGUUGGGGCAAGGAGGAGAAGCAGUAGACUGAAAGCUGUCUACAAAACUCGACAACCUAGCGGAUGAUGAUACCAGGAAUAAAUGAUCAAACUUUGUUAUACGGAGGAAAAUCUAGAGGUUUAAAUUUUUUUUUGGUUUGCGAUUCGAAUGUAUCUACUCGACAGCUUUAGAAAAUAGAAGGCAACCUCCUCCAACAGAAGUGGACAAGGAAAGUGCGACUCUACUU
Messenger RNA from [Torrubiella] hemipterigena, 1858 nucleotides. The record is from the annotation of a GenBank genome assembly. Lineage: Eukaryota; Fungi; Ascomycota; Sordariomycetes; Hypocreales; Clavicipitaceae.